UAUUUGUUUUGUGAUUAACGUUACCUGUGUAAUGGUAUCGGAGCAAUAUUACGUUAAGAUAAGCUCGAGUAAUUCUCACAUUGGAUGGUGAUUAUUGUAAUCAGUAACUGUUUAAGUGUCCUGUGAGCAGAACACUGGAUUGUUCGUGAUGCGGGCAUUAAUUCUUGUCGGUGGUUAUGGGACAAGGUUACGUCCUCUUACGUUAAGUCGUCCUAAACCUUUGGUCGAAUUUGCUAAUAAACCAAUGUUAAUGCAUCAAAUUCAAGCGUUGGUGCAAGUGAAUGUGAGAGAAAUCAUUUUAGCAGUGUCGUAUCGUGCAGAAGAAAUGGAAAGAGAACUUGGAGAAGAAGCCAAUAAAAUAGGAGUACGUCUGAUUUUUUCGCAUGAAACAGAACCAUUGGGAACUGCCGGUCCGCUUGCAUUAGCAAAAGACCUGCUGCAUUCCGGUGACGAUCCAUUUUUCGUUCUAAAUUCUGACAUCAUUUGUGAUUUCCCAUUUAAAGAACUUUUAAGCUUUCAUAAAAGGCAUGGUAAAGAGGGUACUAUACUUGUAACUAAAGUUGAGGAACCCUCAAAAUAUGGUGUCGUAGUGUACGGUGAUGGUGGCCAGAUCGACAGAUUCAUUGAAAAACCGCAAGAAUUUGUAUCGAAUAAAAUUAAUGCAGGUAUAUAUAUUUUAAAUUCGACCGUAUUAAACAGAAUACAGUUAAAACCUAUGAGCAUCGAGAAAGAGGUAUUUCCUAAUAUGGCUCAUGACGGGGAACUGUAUGCUAUGGAAUUAUCUGGAUUUUGGAUGGACAUUGGACAGCCUAAAGACUUCAUUACGGGCAUGUGCUUAUAUCUCACUUCACUGAGACAAAAGUCGCCAGAAAAGUUGUAUUCUGGAAAAGGUGUCGUUGGUAACGUAUUGGUAGAUCCAACGGCUACCAUUGGCGACGAUUGUCGAAUCGGUCCAAAUGUUACGAUUGGGCCUGGGGUUGUAUUAUCGGAUGGUUGUUGCAUAAAAAGAUGCACUCUUUUGAAGUCUGCUGUUAUAAAGGAACACGCUUGGCUUGAUGGGUGCAUCAUAGGCUGGAAGAGUGUCGUAGGACGUUGGGUGCGAAUGGAAGGAAUAACGGUUCUAGGAGAAAAUGUCAUCGUAAAGGAUGAACUUUACAUUAAUGGUGGACAAGUCCUACCACACAAAAGCAUUUCUGCAUCUGUUCAGGAACCUCAAAUUAUUAUGUAGAAUUAAUGAUAGAAACUAAUCAUUAACGGAACAGGAUGUGUAUUAUAGUCAAUUGCGUUAUUACAUAUAACAAGAUAAAUUGUAAUAUAAUAUCGCAUCCUGAAGUACAUACAAGUACAUACACACGCGCACAUGCUCGACUUUGUUUUUACGGUAAGAUUGUAGUAAAUACCAAGUAAUUUUAUAAUGACUGUACAUAUAGAGGUAUUUUACCGUGGUCUUAUUAUAAUUCAUACUACCUUUAUUGGAUAAAGCAAUGUCAACUUGUACUUUCAUUGUAGUCACUUUGGAUUAUAUGCCCGGAACCCAGUAAAGAAUGAAAAUUAGAUUAAUUA
This is a messenger RNA of Orussus abietinus, 1563 nucleotides long. It is a transcript of the gene Gmppb, whose product is annotated as mannose-1-phosphate guanyltransferase beta. The record is from RefSeq and is a predicted model, not a curated record. Gene Ontology annotation, molecular function: mannose-1-phosphate guanylyltransferase (GTP) activity; GTP binding. Lineage: Eukaryota; Metazoa; Arthropoda; Insecta; Hymenoptera; Orussidae. Gene Ontology annotation, cellular component: cytoplasm. The coding region runs from base 149 to 1228 and encodes 359 amino acids. Gene Ontology annotation, biological process: GDP-mannose biosynthetic process; cell wall mannoprotein biosynthetic process. The transcript is spliced from 5 exons.